GCCCGGCCCGGGGCGCCGCUGCCAUGCGGCUGGCGCUGCUCUGGGCCCUGGGGCUCCUGGGCGCAGGCAGCCCUCUGUCCCCCCGGCCGCUCGCAGAUAUAGGUGGCACUGAGGAGGAGCGGGCACGGCCAGAAGGGGCCCUGCGUGGACCCUCGGAGCCCCAGAUCCUUCCGGACAUCCCGACACUCAGCCUCACAGAGGUGUUUCAGACCAAGCUGCCUGAGGCCUUGCGGAUCCAGUUGGAAUUGGAUGGUGAGAGUCACAUUCUGGAGCUGCUACGGAACAGGGAGCUAGUCCCAGGCCGCCCGAGCCUGAUGUGGUACCAGCCUGACGGCUCCCGUGUGCUCAGUGUGGGACACACUCUGGAGAACUGCUGCUACCAGGGAGUGGUGCAGGGCCGCAUGGGCUCCUGGGUCUCUGUCUGCACCUGCUCAGGGCUCAGGGGUUUGGUGAUCCUGUCCCCAGAGAGAAGCUACACCUUAGACCUGGAGCCUGGGGACCUCCGGGCCCCCCCGAAUAUCUCCCGGAUCCAAGACCUCUUCCUGCCAGGCCACACUUGUGCCCUGCGCUGGCGUGCGUCUGUGCCCACCCAGGCUGCCCUGGAGCCACCCCGGGGAAGGCCCCACAGCCACACGCAUCGGCGGAGGCGGGAUGUGGUGACAGAGACCAAGACCGUCGAGCUGGUGAUCGUGGCCGACCAUGCGGAGGUCCAGAGGUACCCGGACUCCCAGCACCUGCUGAACCGCAUGCUGAAAGUGACCCUCCUCCUGGACACCUUCUUCCGGCCCCUGAAUGUGCGGGUGGUGCUCGUGGGCCUGGAGGCCUGGACCCAGCGGGACCUGGUGGAGAUAAGCCAGGACCCAGGUCUCACGCUAGACAGGUUCCUCCACUGGCGCCGGAGAGAUCUGCUGCCUCGACUGCACCACGACAGUGCCCAGCUGGUGACCGCUACUUCAUUCUCUGGGCCCACGGUGGGCAUGGCCAUUCAGAACUCCAUCUGUUCUGACUUCUCCGGAGGUGUGAACAUGGACCACUCCACCAGUGUCCUGGGAGUUGCAUCCUCCAUAGCUCACGAGUUGGGCCACAGCCUGGGCCUGGACCACGACUUGCGCGGGCACAGCUGUCCCUGCCCAGGGCCGGCCCCUGCCAAGAGCUGCAUCAUGGAGGCCUCCACGGACUUCCUGCCGGGCCUGAACUUCAGCAACUGCAGCCGGCAGGCCCUGGAGAAAGCCCUGCUGGAAGGGAUGGGCAGCUGCCUCUUUGAACGGCUGCCCAGCCUGCCCUCUCUGGCCACUGUCUGCGGGAAUAAGCUGGUGGAGCCCGGCGAGCAGUGUGACUGCGGCUUCCCGGAUGACUGCACCGACCCCUGCUGUGACUACGUCAGCUGCCAACUGAGGCCCGGGGCACGGUGCGCGUCCGACGGGCUCUGCUGUCACAACUGCCAGCUGCGCCCGGCCGGCGGGCAGUGCCGCCCGUCCAGAGGGGACUGCGACUUACCCGAGUUCUGCUCAGGAGACAGCCCGCAGUGCCCUCCCGACGUCAGCCUGGGAGACGGCGAGCCGUGUGCGGGGGGCCAGGCCGUGUGCGUGCGGGGGCGUUGCGCCUCGUAUGCCCAGCAGUGCCAGGCUCUCUGGGGACCUGGGGCCCGGCCCGCCUCGCCGCUUUGCCUCCUUGCUGCCAACACUCGAGGGGAUGCCUUUGGGAGCUGUGGGCGCAGCCCUAAUGGCAGCUACGUGUCCUGCGCCCCCAAAGACGCCAUCUGCGGGCAGCUCCAGUGCCAGGGGGGGCAGGCCCAGCCUCUGCUCGGCUCAGCCCGGGGUCUGCGCUGGGAGAUGCUAGAAGCCAACGGGACCCAGCUGAAGCUGAAUUGCAGUUGGGUCCACCUGGACCUGGGCGACGACGUGGCCCAGCCCCUGCUGACUCUGCCUGGCACGGCCUGUGGGCCUGACCUGGUGUGCAUUGACCGCCGGUGCCAGCCCGUGGACGUCCUGCGAGCCCAGGAAUGUCGAAGCAAAUGCCACGGACACGGGGUCUGCGACAGCAAAGGACAUUGCCACUGUGAGGCGGGCUGGGCCGCCCCUGACUGCACCAACCGCGUCAGAGCGACCAGCCCCCUGACCACAGGGCUGCCCCUCAGCCUCCUGCUGUUGGUGGUCCUGCUGCUGCUGGGGGCCAGCUACUGGCACCGUGCCCGCCUGCGUCAACGGCUCUGUCAGCUCAAGGGACCCAGCUGCCAGUAUAGGGCAGCCCAGUCUGGUCCCCCAGAGCGCCCAGGACCCCCGCAGAGCAUCCUGCUGAUGCCAGGGGCCAAGGCCCAGAAGCAGAGUCCAGCCUGGACUGGGGAGGGACAUCACCUAGAGGAGGGCCAAGCUGGUGGUUCUGAGAGCAGGCCAGUAUUCUUGGCUUCCCGGCACCCCCCUCCCGGCCGCUGCCUCCCGACCCUGUGCCCAAGAGACUCCAGUCUCAGGGGCCUGCCAAGCCCCCACCGCCGAGGAAGCCACUGCCUGCCAACCCCCAGGGCCGGCGCCCUUCGGGUGACCUGCCUGGCCCAGGAGCUGGAAUCCCGCCCCUAGUGGUACCGUCCAGGCCUGCGCCGCCGCCCCCAGCAGCGUCCUCGCUCUACCUCUGACCUCUGCUGAGGUUCCGCUGCCUGCAAGCCGGACUUAGGACUUCAAGAGGCGGACUGGCCCCUGGAGUCCCCCGCGAUGACUGAAGGAGCCGGAGCCUGGACACGGCGGAGCGGGCAGCCUAAGACUCCGGGCACCUCCACGCGCCGACGAGCAGCACCCUAGGGACCCGCCAGGCAGUUGCAGCUGGGGAUGGGAAGGGGCUGGGCGCCGUCCUGGGCUGAGGGAGGUGCACACAGCCUGUCCCUGCUCUGGUGCAAUAAACCUGAGGUCUGGGGAG
Leptonychotes weddellii (Weddell seal) is the source of this 2907-nucleotide messenger RNA. RefSeq names its product ADAM metallopeptidase domain 15 (gene ADAM15). Lineage: Eukaryota; Metazoa; Chordata; Mammalia; Carnivora; Phocidae. The record is from RefSeq and is a predicted model, not a curated record. Gene Ontology annotation, biological process: innate immune response; integrin-mediated signaling pathway; proteolysis. Gene Ontology annotation, molecular function: integrin binding; metalloendopeptidase activity.